AUGGCGGAAGCAAACGGAGGGCUCGAAACGAGCGGAUACAAGAAAUGCAAAGACCUAGGUGACUUCCAAGCGGAAGGAAAGGAGGUGUGGCUGAUAAGAGCUCCGCGGAAGCUGGAUCUCAGCAAGGUAAAAAGCCUGCCAGUUGAUUUCACCGGCAAGGGCAAGGCCGCAUUCGAGAAGCAGGGCCUCACCUUCGAGGUGCGCGAAGACUCGCACGAAGACGGCUCUGGGCUUUCUGUGCUCGUGCCAGCCGACAAGCAGACACUGGUCAGCGGGGCCGGCGUGAGCCGCGUGUUCACAAUCAGCGAGACCGUAGACCUGGAGCAGCAGGCGAAGGACCGCAAGCGCCGCGCGCCUGAGCCAGAGCCCGAGUCCGGGUCUGUCGAGGCGGACGCUGAGCAGCAGACGCCAAAGAAGCACAAGAAAGACAAGAAAGACAAGAAGGAUAAGAAGGACAAGAAAGAAAAGAAGGACAAGAAGGACAAGAAGGACAAAAAACACAAGCAUAAGGCCUGA
Messenger RNA from Lachancea thermotolerans CBS 6340, 516 nucleotides. RefSeq names its product DNA-directed RNA polymerase I subunit RPA34 (gene RPA34). Gene Ontology annotation, biological process: transcription by RNA polymerase I. The coding region runs from base 1 to 516 and encodes 171 amino acids. The transcript has a single exon. NCBI's taxonomy places the organism in Eukaryota, Fungi, Ascomycota, Saccharomycetes, Saccharomycetales, Saccharomycetaceae. The record is from RefSeq and is a predicted model, not a curated record.